This is a messenger RNA of Lepus europaeus (European hare), 2872 nucleotides long. It is a transcript of the gene FRMD8, whose product is annotated as FERM domain containing 8. Gene Ontology annotation, biological process: negative regulation of canonical Wnt signaling pathway. NCBI's taxonomy places the organism in Eukaryota, Metazoa, Chordata, Mammalia, Lagomorpha, Leporidae. Bases 190 to 1581 code for a protein of 463 amino acids. The transcript has 12 exons. Gene Ontology annotation, cellular component: plasma membrane; cytoskeleton. The record is from RefSeq and is a predicted model, not a curated record.
GGCGGGAGCGGCUGUGCGGGCCUGGGUGUUGGCGGGGGCGGAACGAGGGGCCGGAGUCGGGGCCGGGUCCUGGCCCGAGACGGCGCGCCCUGCGUCCUUGGGAGGGGGACACGACGUCCACUCCAGCCAGCGCCGCUCAUCCUGGUCGGCUCAGCCCGGGACCGCUUACCUGCUCCCUGGGAGCUUGAGAUGGACGGGACAGAAGGCAGUGGCGGGCAGCCCGGCCCCGCGGAGCGGUCCCACCGCAGCAGCGUGUCGUCUGUGGGCGCCCGAGCGGCGGAUGUGCUCGUGUACCUGGCGGAUGACAGCGUGGUGCCCCUGGCGGUGGAGAACCUGCCCUCGCUCAGCGCCCAGGAGCUGCACCGUGCGGUCCGCGAGGCGCUGCAGCUCCCUGAUGUCGCCCUGGAGGCCUUUGCACUCUGGCUCGUCUCCCCUCUGCUGGAGGUGCAGCUGAAGCCCAAGCACCAGCCCUACAAGCUGGGCCGCCAGUGGCCGGAGCUGCUGCUGCGCUUCACCGACGCACCGGACGACGACGUGGCCAUGGAUGAGCCCUCCCUCCAGUUCCGGAGGAACGUGUUUUUCCCAAAGCGGCGGGAGCUCCAGAUCCAGGAUGAGGAGGUCCUGCGCCUGCUCUACGAGGAGGCCAAGGGCAACGUGCUGACCGCGCGGUACCCGUGCGACCCGGAGGACUGCGAGGCGCUGGGCGCCCUGGUGUGCCGCGUGCAGCUCGGGCCCUACCAGCCCGGCCAGCCUGCGGCCUGCGCCUUGAGGGAGAAGCUGGACUCCUUCCUCCCCGCCCACCUCUGCAGACGGGGCCACGGUCUCUUCGCUGCCCUCCGGGGCCGUGGGGCCAAGGCUGCGACAGGCGAGCAGGGCCUGCUGGACGCCUACCGCCAGGUGAAGGAAGCCGUGGGCAGUGAGCGUGAGGCCGCCCUGGGCACCCACUACCGUGCCUAUGUCCUCCGGUGCCACGAGCUGCCCUUCUACGGGUGUGCCUUCUUCCACGGCGAGAUCGACAAGCCGGCCCAGGGCUUCCUGCACCGGGGCGGGCGCAAGCCGGUGACUGUGGCCAUCAGUCUGGAGGGCGUGCAUGUCAUCGACCGCAGGGAGAAGCACGUCCUGCUGGGCCUGCGCUUCCAGGAGCUGUCGUGGGACCACACCUCCCCUGAGGAGGAGGAGCCCAUCCUCUGGCUGGAGUUUGACGGCGACAGCGAGGGCACGCCGGUCAACAAGCUGCUCAGGAUCUACUCCAAGCAGGCCGAGCUCAUGAGCAGCCUCAUCGAGUACUGCAUCGAGCUGAACCAGGCCGCGGAGCCCGCCGGCCCCCAGGAGAGCGCGUCUGGUCCCUGCUCGGCCCCCAGCCCCUCGCAGCCACCCGCCCAGCGGCCCAAGCUGCGGAGGCAGGGCAGCGUGGUGUGCAGCCGGAUCCAGCACCUGUCCACCAUCGACUACGUGGAAGAUGGCAAGGGGAUCAAGCGGGUGAAGCCGAAGCGGACCACGUCCUUCUUCAGCCGCCAGCUGUCCAUGGGCCAGGGGAGCUACACCGUGGUGCAGCCCACAGACAGCGUGGAGCAGGACUGAGCCCAAGCACAGGACGGGGGGAGGCCUCGGCCCCCGCCCCCACCCUCCUCCCCGGGGGCUCCAGGCCACAGAGAUGGGACGAUGCCCGGGCCUCCCAGGGUCGCCCUGGACGCAGGGCCCCGCUGCUGUCUCAGGGCCACAGUGACUUCCCGUGGAGGUGAGCCCGGCGGAGGUGAGCCCGUCUCCAGGAGGCGGGGGCCCUGCGUGAGGGGCCGCUCCCGCGGGCUCCAGUGCGGCUGCGGUCUCGGCCCUGGACUUGGGUGACCGCAUCCCAGCAUUCCUGCUGCCGCCUCCCCAGACUGAGCCGCGGCAGAACACGAGGGAAGGGCCCUGCCUCGCCCGCCGAACUGGGGACACGCAGGUGCCUUCUUGUUGGCCGCUGGGGUGGCUGUCCCGUGACCCCACGGGUCCACCAGAACCCCAGUAUACACUGAAUUGCUCCCCGGGCCCUGGUGGUCCCACCUCAGCAGACCCCUGGCCUGUCCUUUGCUCCCAGUGUCCUGGGUCCUGGGUUUUAGUUGGGGGCCUGUUUCAUCUGCGUGGGCUCAGUGAAGCCAUGAGCUCAGGGCCACCGGCUGUCCCUCCGUGUCAGUGAGAUGGUGACCCCGGGGGCCAGCCCCCAACAAGGUGGCCUCUGGUCUCUGAGGACCGCCGGAAGGAGCAUGGGUGUGGCCGCUCCCCUUGGCCUUCUCCGUGCCUUCCUGGCCUUCUCCGUGCCUUCCCAGACGAGCCCGUGGGGGGGCCGCAGCUCUGACCCGUGCUUCCCGGGCAGGCCCGGGGGCUCAGUGCUGGGCUCUGCCUUCCCCGCCCAGCGGCGCCCACGGGAGGAAAGGGUGCUGUCGGGAGAACCAUCCACCCCCGCCCGCCCCUCCAUGGCAGGGACUGGGGGGUUCGUCAUGGUGACCAGGUGACAGGGGAGACCUCUAGGAGCAGCCGGGCUGCAGGGCGGCGUCAGGACAUGUCCUGUGUCCCCUUGUCGCCAGGCUGCCCGGCCUGUGCCCGGACUCCAGCCAGGCACUGUUGAUUCCAGGUGACUUGUUACCCGAUGGGCAUGUGGGGUGCGUGUGUGUGCGUGUGUGUGCGUGCGCGCACAAUUUCCUGUUUGUACUCCCCAGCUUUUCUCGUGUUUUCUAAGCGUUCACUGUGCCUUACCCUCCUGUGCCUGCCCUUUGGGACAAAGCAGGGUUUCACCGCGUGCCCCGUGAAUGUUCUCUUCUUUUGUAUCAUGUGACUUGUUAAUUAUAAAACUCGUUCCCAGCGAACCGUGGAAUGGUUUACGGGGUGAACUGAC